CGACACAACCAGUCACCAGGGUCGUUGUGUGUUACGUUGGCGUUAAAGUAAAAAAAAAAAAUAAUAAAAUUACUACGUAAAGACAGACAUUGAACGCGUCGUUUUUUUACUCACAAAUAUAAAAAUACUCUUAACACUGAAAUUUGACAGUUGUGACUUGAUAAUAACCAACGUGAAAAUACAACAGUUUAUUAAUUAAAGUUGAGUAAUAUUUAACAAAAUAUAAAAUAAAUAUCAGAGGGAGUAGCCCGGGUUCAGUAUAUACAAUAGUUUGAACAUUGAGAUCGAAUCGAGGUGAUAUUUUUUCUCUCUUCAUCACAUCAUAUCUCUACACCACGGAGAGUAAGAUAAAUGCUAACGAAUAAAUUUAAAGAGCAAGGGAGAACAAUAUCUCGUUGGUAUUAACCAACUAACUGUUAGCUGUGAAUUUUAUAACUGAGUAUAUACCGAGCAAUAUAAAGCAAAAGCAUAAGUGAAUAAAAUCGUAUGUGAUUUCAUUGGCAUCAUUCGUAUCAUCGCCCUCGAAGUCAUAUAGUUGUAUAGCACAGAAAAAAAGAGAGAAAGAGUGCAUUAAUAAUUUUAUAUUUGUAUAUGGAUCUGUUAAAAGUGUCUGUGACGUGUUUUUAUAUCAACUUGUCUGUUGAAAGUCUGAUCAAGUUGUGCCAAUUAUAAAAGUGAUAAUUGAUAAUAUUUUUUGUUUAGUUUCGUUAACAGUUUGACAGUUUGUUAUUUUAGGUGGUUUUUAUCCUAUUUAGUAUGAUAUUGUGAUAAGCCACCGAAUUGUAAAAUAACAUACUUGGUAAAUUGGCGUCAUGAGCAGCAGAUGACUGUUCAUUAGCCGAGCCAUUGCUCGUUCAACUUUAAUAUGAGCGAAGUCGUAGCCGUGGCAGUGGUGCCUACUGGUGGACAAAAUCUUCAGGAAUGUGUGACACAUAUCAAACGUCACAAAUCAUCAUCUGGCUGCAAUGUUCCUCUUGUCCAUGGCAGGCCAAACCCACCAAUCAACGUACGCAACAGACUGACCACUCAUCAACGAAACCAUAGCUUGGACUUUAGGUCGAUGGGUAUCCUACUUCCUCCGGUACCGCAAGCAACUGUUACAACACUGACUCUGCAUCACAGAAAUCGAAGUCUUGAUUCAGCGCUACAACGUAUUCCAGAAGUAGAUGUAACACCAAGUCCAGAAUGUGAAACAGCACCAGAUUCAGUAAUAAAAGUAUCGAGUCCAUCAUCAAUUAUAAAAUCACGUAGCCGUGAACGUGAAGACUUGGCGAGUCUUGGUUCGGAUGAUUCGGGUAUACUCUGCGGGUCAGAUAGUGGUUCCAGUGAUGCUGCUACUGCAACAACUCGAGAAUCUAGUGUUGACCAUUUACAUAGUCGUGAAAGCUUAGACUCGUCGUUAUCACAGGCCGGUGACAUGGAUUGUGUUGAUGCUAUUGAUGGUGAUGAUACCGGUUCAGUGUCACUGGAAGUUAUGGAAUCUCAAUCAAAGGAUAUGCAACAGUGUAUUAAUAUACCAGAAAAAUGCCUUGAUAGUGUAGAACACCAACAAAAACAACAACAGCAUCAAAAUCAGUAUAUUGUUGCUAAUGAAAAACAGACAUUCGUAAAUAGCGAACGAACUUCGAUGCGAGAACCUCAGAAGAUUAAUGUAAACAGUGAUUACUCGAAUGAAUUACGCGAUGAAAAAUCAAGCUGUGGUAAUAAUAGUUAUCACAAUACACUUGAAGUUGCAAUGCAAAGUGAAUUAGCUGGUGCUGCGAUGACUUUGUGUUGUGGUGCUACACAACCGGAUGAUGAUACCUCUAAAAAACCACUUGAGAUACGAAGACAAGAAACAGCUCAACCAAAACCUACUGAGAGUUGUCUUCUUAGGUUAUUUGAAAGCCAAAUUUUCGAUAUGUCUAUGGCUAUUUCUUAUCUCUUCAAUUCUAAAGAACCUGGCGUUCAGAGUUAUCUCGGCAACAAGUUAUUUAGCUUCCCAGAUAACGAUGUGGACUUUUAUUUACCACAAUUGAUCUUGAUGUACAUACAAUUACAUGACGUCACAGAGGUUCUUUAUCCGUAUCUCGUUCAUAGAUGUAAGCAAGCCGCAGACUUCUCGUUAAAGUGCGCUUGGCUGUUAGAUGCGUACAGCUCAGAUGCUCAUUUACCAUCUAAAAAGAAGUCUCACGGGACCAAGCUCAAAAAUCUUAUUUUAUCUGACGAAUUGAGAAAAAACAGGCCAAAGGGAAGUGAAAUAACGAGGAAGCAAAAACUUAGCGGAAUACAAGUACCCGCGCCACCACCCUUGCCUACUGCUCAAAUGGUGGCAUCACCCAAUAAAAAAACCCACCAAAGAUCACAGUCUGAUGCUACGGGUCUUUUUCAAUCGUUACGUCGAAGCCAUUCCGGUGUAGUAAACAAAGUAAGUCUUGGGGACUUGAGUUCUGGUCGAGCAUUCGACAACGGAUGUACCUGUUUUGAUUCCUGCCAAGGUGUGGUUAAUGACUUACGAGGUCAGAAGACUGAUUGCUUCUGUAAUGCCCCGCGGCUUGCUCCGGAGCUUGAGUUUAUUCAGGCACUGAUAUCAAUUGGUAAAUUGCUUGGAACUAUUCCUACAAAAGAGAGUAAAACCGUUCAACUAGUAGCUGAGUUGAAUACACUCAACUUAAAUUUACCAGCAAGAGUGUGGCUUCCGUUACAUAGUACAAUUCCACAUCAUAUCGUAAGAGUACCACCGCAAUAUGCUGCAGUCCUCAAUAGUAAAGAUAAGGCUCCGUACAUUAUUUACGUGGAAGUUCUAGAAGUAGAGGAUUUAUAUACCUCACCAGUUCCCACCAAAGUAAUGGGAAGCUCAUUAAGACAUACUAAGUCUGAAGAAAAUUUAACGGGUAAUGAGCAAUCAGACUCAACGAAUAAUUCAAAUGGAGCAGCACAGCAGCAAUCAAUUCGACAAACUCCGAAUAAAAGUAUAGUUAAUAAAAACGGAGAUGGUGCAUUUAAUUAUCUUGAUGAUGACCCUGCAGAUUGUUGGAGCCAAGAGGAUGAUGAAAUUACACAACAGUAUUUACAACUUCGGAAGCCUCGAGACAGAGAUACGAUAUCACAACUGAGUCAAGAUAGUUCAGAUAGCCGUGAACCAGUCUUUGUACCUGGUGAUAUUAAAAGAAGAUUGAGUGAACUUGCCGCGACCCCUAAUGCGACAUUUAAUCACGAUCCAGAGGAUCCAUCGGCAGCCGUAUUGAAAGAACCUUGGGAAUUGAAACAACGUCGUAUAAGAUCAUCUAGUCCAUAUGGUCAUUUAGCUUCAUGGCGAUUAUUAGCUGUUAUUGUUAAAUGCGGUGAUGAUUUACGACAAGAAUUACUUGCGUCACAAUUAUUGUCAAUGUUACAAAAAAUAUGGCAAGAUGAAGGUUUACCUCUGUGGGUAAGACCAUACAAAAUUUUAUGUUUAUCUAAUGACAGUGGAUUGAUUGAACCAAUUUUAAAUACCGUAUCAUUGCAUCAAAUUAAAAAACACUGUCAAUUAACAUUGUUACAAUAUUUUGAGCGUGAAUUUGGUCCUACUGAUUCCGAGGAAUUUGCUCAAGCUCAAAAUAAUUUCGUCCAAAGUUGUGCGGCUUAUUGUCUUGUUAGUUAUCUUAUUCAAGUUAAAGAUAGACAUAAUGGAAAUAUAUUAUUGCAUAGUGAUGGACAUAUUAUUCAUAUUGAUUUUGGUUUUAUAUUAUCAACAUCACCAAGAAAUUUAGGAUUUGAAACGAGUCCGUUCAAGCUAACACCUGAAUUUGUUGAAGUUAUGGGUGGUAGUCAAUCUAAAAUGUUCCACCAUUUUAAAAAUCUUAUUUUACAAGGACUUGUUGCAGCACGAAAACACAUGGAAAAAGUUGUUAAUCUUGUAGAAAUAAUGCUGUCAGGCUUACAACUACCGUGCUUUCGCACUGGCGGUGCAGCAACUGUUCAAGGACUCAAAAAUCGAUUUCACUUAACGUUAACAGAGGAUCAACUACGACAGCAUGUUGAGGACCUCGUUGAAGGCAGCAUUCAUUCGUGGUCAACCAAAUUAUAUGAUCGAUAUCAGUACUUUGCCAACGGUACACUAUAAUUAUUGUCGGUAAAAUUAAUUUGUUUAUUGCAUUUUAUUUAAAGUUUGCUUCCCAAAAUUAAUUUCAAUUUUCUUCAUAAAAA
Molecule: messenger RNA, 4167 nt
Organism: Cotesia glomerata
Lineage: Eukaryota; Metazoa; Arthropoda; Insecta; Hymenoptera; Braconidae
Gene: fwd
Product: phosphatidylinositol 4-kinase beta
Exons: 11
Coding region: 866-4084 (1072 amino acids)
Biological process (GO): phosphatidylinositol-mediated signaling; phosphatidylinositol phosphate biosynthetic process
Cellular component (GO): membrane; cytoplasm
Molecular function (GO): 1-phosphatidylinositol 4-kinase activity
Source: RefSeq, a predicted model, not a curated record